GAAGAGAAACAAGUCCAGCACGGAAGAGCAGCGGGAGUGUGCGUCUGAGCUCUUUUGCCGCCAUCUAGCCACCGCGCUCCGCCUCCAGAUCCAGGAGUCCAGCCGACCAGGCCCUCUUCGCCUCCGCAUCUCGCUGGCGCUCACUCUCUGCGGCUAGCCAGCCGUCCCAAGCCGUCGGUCCCUCUGCGCUCGCCGGCUCUGCUAGUCUUCCCCUCACGGUGUCACUGCCUCGUUAUUCGUGAUUCGCAUCCGGCCUGGUUCAGAGUGUUAGAAACUUUCCCCGUAUUAAAGAAGGGAGGUGCUUGCUGAAAAAAUAUGGCAACGUUGAAGGAGAUCUUGACUCGGCGUCCCCUGGCAGCGACAAUCCGACUAAGGGUUGACGCCGGUGCUGCAAAGCCCGGACCGCCAGUAGGCCCCGCUUUAGGUCAAUACAAGCUGAACUCCAUGGCUUUCUGCAAGGAUUUCAAUGCCCGUACGCAGAAAUACAAGCCUGGAACGCCUAUGUCCGUCACGAUAACGGCUUUCAAGGACGGAACCUUCGAAUUCACGUUGAAAUCUCCGUCAGUCACUUGGUACCUGAAGCAGGCGGCCGGGGUGGAGAGCGGCAGCAGCCGCCCUGGUCACGUGACCGCCUCUACGAUAACCCUAAAGCAUGUAUAUGAAAUUGCAAAGGUCAAACAAAGUGAUCCCUUUUGCCAGUAUAUGUCUCUGGAGUCCAUUUCUAAGUCUAUUAUCGGCACUGCAAACUCAAUGGGGAUCAAGGUCCAGAAAGAGCUCGAUUAAGGUCCGUUCUGUGUACUUACUUUGCUGAUAUCGCACAUCUAAAAGGAGUAACAUCAAAGUCUAUUUCAACCAAAUCAAUUCAAAAGACACCUAUGCUGUUUAGAGGAGAUUAGGUCUACCACCAAAUGGAGCCUUAGUUUUUCAUGUCUUUAUUAGGCAGUGUUCAUUUCCUAAAUGAAAACAAAAGAGUGAGAUUAGUCAGUGAUUAUUUCUGGUUGUUUUGUUUUCCAGGUGCACUGGUUGGUGCUCAAUAAUGGAAUAUUGACUUGUGUGUUUGUAGUUAUUAAUAUGUAUGGAUUUCUUACGCCUAUGCAGCUAUUUUACACACAGUUUUCAACUUGAAUGCUGUAUUUCUGUAUUUUCCCAGGGAAUGAUCUCUUUUCUUAUGUAGUAUACAUGUGUGUCAUUAGUUCAUCUAUUGUGUUCUGUAAUUGAUUCUUGAUAUAUCAGCGUUGUAUCCUGCUCCACGAUGCUUUGCAUUUUGGUCCAUUAGAUCGGGUCGUGGAUCUACCCUAUUGGAUAGCAUAGACCAUAUCUUUUUGGUAUGCAAGUCAUUGUUAGGCUGUUAUAAACGAGUACAUUGUUUAUAAAUAUUGGGUUUGUUUUAUAACUUUCAAUGGAUUUGAUGGAUUAUGUUGGUAUAUGCCUAUGCUGAAAUAAAUAUUGGGUUUGUUGUGUA
Messenger RNA from Cuscuta europaea, 1462 nucleotides. Lineage: Eukaryota; Viridiplantae; Streptophyta; Magnoliopsida; Solanales; Convolvulaceae. The record is from the annotation of a GenBank genome assembly.